AUUCGAAUGUCACUUAGCGGUACAAACAUCUGCUGGAAGUUUGUUUGUUCUCGGGAACCGGGCUCAUUAUCAGUUACUUGUUGGGUUCGGGAUUGGUGAUCAUAGUGCGAUAGUAGUAAAGCUUGUUGGUUCCAGCUAGUGGAAUUAACAGUGGAUUUCAGUAAUAUUCAAGCUGAGAAGUUAACGUUUUUGUGCGGAAAUGGUACCAUCUAGUGAGUCGAAGCGAGCAUGUAUUGUGGUUCUUGGCGACAUCGGCCGCAGCCCACGUAUGCAAUAUCAUGCUCAGAGUUUAAUAGAAGAAGAUUAUAACGUCGAUAUCGUGGGCUAUGUGGAAACACAACCUCUCAAUACAAUAGUGAUGGCGCCAAAAGCCACUAUCCAUGAAAUUUUUCACUGUCCGGAGAUGAACCUUCCGCCAGCCUUGAAAUAUCUAUUCAAAACGAUUUGGCAGACUUUUACGUUGCUGCUUGUCCUUUGGGCGAUCAAACGGCCAAACUUUAUGAUUGUCCAAAACCCGCCCGGCGUGCCCACGUUGGCGAUUUGUUACCUGUACUGUUUGCUCCUUCGCUCCAAAUUAGCAAUUGACUGGCACAAUUACACUUACACCAUAUUGGCGUUGACCGCUCGGAGGACUAGCUUAGUGGUUCGCCUCGCUUACUGGAUAGAAGGCUUUUGCGGACGCCGCGGAGACGCCCAUUUCUGUGUAACUAAAGCCAUGCGAGACGACCUGAAGUCUAAAUGGGGAAUAGAAGCAAUUGUUCUCUACGAUCGUCCGCCACUACACUUCCAACCAAUCUCACUGGAGAAGAAGCACGAACUUUUCAUGAAGUUGUCUCAGGAUCACGCACAGUUUCUUCCGAAAGAUUGUGGCGACUUUAAAGAAAGUGGCGUUUUGGAAUCCACAAGGCUCACGCAAAAGUUGAGCAAUGGGAAAGUCAUCUACAAGAGCGAAAGACCAGCCAUUCUGGUUUCAAGCACCAGUUGGACACCGGACGAGGAUUUCAGCAUAUUGCUCGAGGCCCUACAAGAUUAUGAAGCUGAGGCAACAAAGGCUAAUUCUAAAUUGCCGAAUCUACUAUGCGUCAUCACGGGAAAAGGCCCUCUGAAAAAAUACUACGUGCAGAAAAUUGGAAAGCAGAACUGGAAAAAAGUGUCAGUUGUAACACCGUGGCUGGAAGCCGAGGACUAUCCUUUGCUGCUGGCUUCGGCUGAAUUAGGGGUGUGCCUGCAUUACAGCUCAAGUGGCUUGGAUCUGCCAAUGAAAGUGGUCGAUAUGUUCGGAUGUGGUUUGCCAGUGUGUGCCAUUAAUUUCCAAUGCCUUGGUGAACUAGUUCAACAUGAGAAGAAUGGUUUCAUAUUCGAAAACUCAAAACAAUUGUCAUUUUACAUAAAGAGUUGGUUUGAUGGGUUCCCAAAUAUUAAUGAGCGAACGGCUGAAAUGAAGCAGGAAUUCGAACAAAAUUUGAAAGUAUUCCAGUCGUUACGAUGGCGCGAAAAUUGGAAAUUGCAUGCUUUGCCAACAUUGCGUAAAUUCAACGACUGAAAUUUUCUAAUUUACCCUAACGUUUUCCGUAUGUAGUAGAAUGCUAGUUUGAAUAAGAGUCAAAUUUAUUUUUUUCUAAAAUGUAAAAUUUAUACUUCAUUCAAUGAAAUAAACCAAUGUAUUUACAGCAUGACCGA
Messenger RNA from Hermetia illucens (black soldier fly), 1680 nucleotides. RefSeq names its product chitobiosyldiphosphodolichol beta-mannosyltransferase (gene Alg1). The transcript has 4 exons. The coding region runs from base 200 to 1543 and encodes 447 amino acids. Gene Ontology annotation, molecular function: mannosyltransferase activity. The record is from RefSeq and is a predicted model, not a curated record. Gene Ontology annotation, cellular component: endoplasmic reticulum. NCBI's taxonomy places the organism in Eukaryota, Metazoa, Arthropoda, Insecta, Diptera, Stratiomyidae.